Brassica napus (rape) is the source of this 596-nucleotide messenger RNA. RefSeq names its product outer envelope membrane protein 7. Lineage: Eukaryota; Viridiplantae; Streptophyta; Magnoliopsida; Brassicales; Brassicaceae. The record is from RefSeq and is a predicted model, not a curated record. Gene Ontology annotation, cellular component: chloroplast outer membrane. The transcript has a single exon. Bases 84 to 356 code for a protein of 90 amino acids.
AAAAACAUAGCCCCUAUCUUUUUUAAAAAGGUUCGGUUCUUAAGAAAAAGAAGAAGCGUUCAAGUGAAGAGGAAGAAGAAGCAAUGGAUAAAGUACCAGAAAUUCAUUUUCCAAAACUGGAGAAAUCUUCAGGCAAGAAACAAACAACGACAGUUGUUGUCGGAGCUUUAGCUGUCGCAUGGUUGGCGGUAGAGUUCGUGUUUAAGCCAUUGUUCAACAAACUUAACUCAUCAAAGGAUAAAUCAGCCUCCGAGGAUGCCACAGCCGACGCUGACACAGCUCCUCCUGCGUCCGACGAUGCAACAGCUCCUCCCACGACUGACGAUGCAACAGCUCCUUCCACGUCCGACGCCUAAAGGUGAGAAAAGCCUCUGCGGGAGACAUGUCGUAUAAUUUCUUCGUAAUCAAUAAUAUUUAUAAGCAAAUAUGUUUUGUGUGUUUAUGUUGUUGUUUCUUCGAUUCUGUAAUAUUGUUCGGUUUUUAUUGCCUUGACGAUGAUUUUAAGUUAAGGUAAUCUUGUUUUUCUUUUGUUUUUGUAAUAAAAUUCCCGAGAUGGAAUAAUAAACCAAUGAGAUACGAUGUACUAUUUGAUUGCA